Messenger RNA from Aureobasidium pullulans EXF-150, 2009 nucleotides. RefSeq lists its product as uncharacterized. The coding region runs from base 238 to 1971 and encodes 577 amino acids. Lineage: Eukaryota; Fungi; Ascomycota; Dothideomycetes; Dothideales; Saccotheciaceae. The transcript has a single exon. The record is from RefSeq and is a predicted model, not a curated record.
UGCUCACUUCUGACUCCGAGUGAUUGUGGUUCGGAAAUUAUCUGCUGGAAGAUUGUGGGUGGGCGAGCUGUAUUCACUCCAUCAUGACGGCUGAAAUCUCGAUUACCUCAUCGUCCAAGGCUAAGUGAAGUAGAUUGUUUUUCUUCGAUACUUGAUGACCUUGAGAUUGAACAACAUUGCCAUACCAACCGACAGACCCGAUUGGAGAUUACAACAGCGUCGGACCUAGCAGCACUCAUGACACAGGCUCAUUGGCUCGAUCAGUACGCCUCAAACUAUCAUGAAUGGCAUAAGGCGCAGAAUGAAGGCAAAUACUGCUUCUAUCGACCUCUUGGGACUGUAGAAACCGCCUUUGAUUCCGAUGGCAUCUACUUUCAAGGUCGGGCAGAUGUGAGCGCCCUCCUCGAACUCGAGGUCAAACAUUGCUUGCCACAGGAGCAGCUUCGAAGAAGGAUAACUCUAGCAUGGACUGUCCUGCGGUUAUACCACGUUCUCCUUCUGGCGCGUGCUGUGGAUCGGCAGCCGUACAUGACUGCUGGAAAUGCUGCACAGAGGCGUUUCUUCCUUAUCCACCCUCCCGAGAAGCCUGGAGAUGCCGUCAAGGACGCGACCAAAUCGUUAUCUUUCGUCCAGGAAGCACUAGAUGAGCAUGAGCUUGCAAAGUUCUACCGCCAUGCCCAGAAUACAGCUCGUGUAGUCAAUGCAGACGAGUUCCUCGCCAAAUUGUUCAUUUUUCCGGAAGAGGGCACCACAGGGGCAAAGGCAUAUUUAAAGUUCUUGUUCGUCAAAAGUCACCAGAUCACGGAUGGACUGACCAAUUUCACGUGGCUGAACCAUUUCGUUAAACUUCUGAACACACCUGUAGCACAGCUCGAAAAAGCUGUCAGUGGCCUAUCUCCUCAAGCCUCGAUACGAACUCGACUUCCAUUACCACAAGAAGAUUUGUAUCCUCGCAUCUCGGGCUCGAGAGCAAAGAAGCGCUGGUUCUGGCUCUUAACGCUUGUCCUUCGGCAUGUAAAGAAGCCUAUGCCUGCGGCAUUCCCCAAUCCGCUGCGACGCACUGCUCCUCUGCAGGAAGCCAUUGCAAUGCCCUCAACCUUCAGAUCAUAUCUGGACUACAACGAGAAGCCACCCUUGAACACCUUCACAUGCAUGGCCAAAGUACCACGAUGUGCUACCAAGCGACUUCAUCGAUGGUGCCGAGAAGCGGGUACCAGUAUUGGCGCCGGAGCCUUUGUCCUAGUCGCUAUGGUGAUGAUGUCUCUACACGAGGAUUUAUAUCCCAAAGAGGCUUCAGAAUCGCGCCGGCCCUUUAUUGGCAGCUUCCCGAUUAACCCUAGACCAUUCUUCAAGCAUCAUGAGGCUCCCAACUCUAUGAUGUUAGCGUUCUCUGACGGUGUCGUACUUCCCUUCCUACCUUCCUAUCUUGACCUUGAGACUCGUUUCAAGGUGCUGGUAAGACAAGCCCACAAACAACUUGGUCUAUACCAAAAGCGCAUCAAAGACGAAGAGACCGACACGGUUGCUUACAUGGGUAGCAGAGGAGCAGGCAGGGUGAUUGCAAUGAACUAUAUUGGUGCUACAGAAAGACUGAGAGCAAAGCUUCCUGAACAUCUUCGAGAUAGCUUGGGAAACCACAGCCCUCAGGGUGAGCUACUUGCAACUCAGAACGGGAGCAUGGCUACAUGUGGUGUGAGCUCGGUUGGCCGGUCGGGGUGGCGUAAGGGAGAGUAUGAUGUUGAAGGAGAGCUUGGAGAAGGCGAAGAUGCCUUUACUGCAGACUAUCGAUCCUCCAAGCAGAAUGUUCGUGCUCGAGAUGGCGAGUUUCUUGUUGGAGUCUGGGGCGACGAUGACGGUAUUGCUGCCAAUGUCUCGUACGACGGUAAUGCUAUCGAAGAAGACAAGGUGAAAGAAUGGCAGUACAGAAUGGAGAAUAUUCUGAUGACGAAGGUCACUCAGGCCAAAUUGUAGAGGAGUAGUAAAUGAGAACGAAUCCCGAUCUUUCUGAC